UACACAGCGUGGACAAAGCGCUUUGAGUCGCUAAUGAGGCGAUCUUCUUCUCCUUCCCUCCAAUUCCUCGCCGCCGCAGCCUCCUCCUCUUCCUCCUCCUCCUCCUCCGCCGCUACCACCACCAUGUCUUCUCGCCGCCCCUACAGACCUACUCGGAAUCAAUGGCGCAGAGACUUCUCCGACCGCCCCUCCGCCGGCGGCGGAGGCGGCAGAGGUCAGUUCGUCACCGGCGACUCUCACUUCCAGUCCGUCAGCGACGCCAAUCGAGGGUUUCGGCCCGUGGAGGGACCAAAUUUCGCUAUUCGGCCUCAAUCUCGGCCUCAUUUCAAUCCAAGACUGCAUUUCAAUCCUCCACCGCCUUUCAAUCCUUCGCCGACUUUCAAUCAUCCACCACCGCAUUUCAGUUAUCCACCACCGCCGCCGCCGCCUUUCAAUCACAAUCAACCGUUUUGUCGGCCGCAGCAGUUUCGUCCGCAGUCUCCGAAGCCUUUGGAUUACCGGAACUGGGAGUUUGCGAAGCCAAUGCCGCCUCCUCACUGCGAGCGGUUUACAGUCCUCUCGUACAACAUACUUGCUGACUACUUGGCUAUUAAUCAUCGAAGCAAACUUUACUUUCACAUACCUCGUCAUAUGUUGGAGUGGGAAUGGCGGAAGAGAAAUAUCAUUUUUGAGCUUGGGUUAUGGUCAGCUGAUAUAUUGUGCUUUCAGGAGGUUGAUAGAUUUCAGGAGUUAGAAGAGGAGUUAAAGUGUCGGGGAUACAGUGGCAUUUGGAAGAUGCGAACUGGUGAUCCAGUUGAUGGUUGUGCAAUCUUUUGGCGCAUCUCAAGAUUCAAGUUGCUGCAUGAGGAAUGCAUUGAAUUUAAUAAGCUUGGACUUCGGGAUAAUGUUGCCCAGAUAUGUGUGUUGGAGUCGUUGAAUAAGAACGAUAAUAAAGAUAUGCCAUUGAGGUUGACAGGUUCUAAUAAAGUUGUCAUUUGUAACAUUCAUGUGCUUUUCAAUCCAAAAAGGGGAGAGAUUAAACUUGGUCAGAUUAGAGUGCUUCUGGAUAGAGCUCAUGCUGUUUCUAAGCUUUGGGAUGAUGCUCCUGUGGUUCUUUGCGGGGAUUUUAACUGUACCCCAAAAAGUCCGUUAUACAAUUACAUAUCAGAGCAGAAGUUAAAUAUAUCUGACCUGCCUAGAGAUAAGUUAUCAGGACAAGCUUCUGCUGAAAUUCGUCCACCAAGUCAGUUUAACCCUAAUUUCAGGCCUCAGUUUGCUGAUAGUUCAGGUGGAGCUUCAGCAGUGGUUGAUCACAGGGAACUCGGGCAGAAACAGAAUAAUACAGAAAGCAAUUCUGUAAAUCUAACUUCCAUGAAUAUCAUAUCUCAACCUCAGUGUGUUAACACUGGGCUGAAUGUGAACGGUGCAUCUCCUUGUGAAAUAACUAAAGAAACUGAUAAGGAAGUAGAUGGGUGUAAGGAUGAAACUCAUUUGACUGUGUCUGUUCCAAAUGGUAGCUUAAAGGAAAGUCCAAGUUCUCAAAACAAUGGCGGGUUUUGUAUUGAACAAAUGAAAGAUGGACAUGAACAGUCUGAAGCAAAUUUACAAACGGAAAAUGAAAGCAUGAACUGUGAUAAGAGCAAACUUCCCUUUAUUGGUACCAAUGAUUCUACAGAUGCCAUAAUUGAUCCAACACCUUCAGGUGCUUCCAACUUGGAUGAUGUUUCUUCAUCUGAGCUGUUCCAUGAGACUUCCUUUCCCAGUACUCUGAAAGUCCCCACUGUUGGAGGUUCAGAAAAUUUGUCAUCUCUAUCAGUUGCUGAUGACAAGGAUUUCCCUUCAACCUUGUCUAAAGUCAAUGCUUCAUUUGAAUCGACAAGCCUAUCACUUAAAGAGGAUGAAACCAAUGAAGAAGAUGAAAGUUUUGGUGAAGAUUCUACUGAUUUUUUAUCAGAGUUGCAUGGCAAAAAUUGUUCCUUUCCACCUGAUUUUAGUCAUGCUGUAAGAUCUGACUUUGUGGAAUCUGAUAAAUCCUUUGAUGAAUCUACUGCUGUUCCCCAUAGCCGGCAAUUGCAUUAUUCUAGAGAUGAGGUUCUGGAUGAUGAUUCUCCCGGAAUGGAUUCUGAGCCUGUUCAUGCAUCGAAUUUUACAUAUGAUCCAUCAGCAUGGACUCCAAUGGAAAUAGAAACUGCAACAGGUAAAGCAGACUGCGCACUUGUAGAACACCCUCUGAAGUUGAGAAGCACAUAUGCAGAAGUUGAGGACCGUUCAGGGACUAGAGAUUCAAAUGGAGAACCCCUGGUGACCAGUUACCACAGGUGUUUUUUAGGCACGGUUGAUUAUAUAUGGCGCACUGAAGGUCUCCAAACUGUCAGGGUGCUUGCUCCAAUUCCAAAGAAUGCCAUGCAGUGGACUCCAGGAUUCCCAACGAGGAAAUGGGGAAGCGAUCACAUUGCACUGGUUUCUGAAUUGGCUUUCAUGAAAGAUCCGAGUAUUCAACAGAAUACAGAAGCUCCCUAACUGUCAAGUCGUUUUUGCAGUUGAGGCUUGCAACCGGAAGAACUGCUUUCUCCGCUCUAACUCUUGGCCUCCAUUAACAAUGUACGCAUCGAUGGAAAAAAGUUAAUCAAGUUUUAAUUCUGUCAACUUUUUUCCGGUCUUUAGUUUUUAGUGUUCUUUUGUACAUAUAACCUUUCUAAUCCUCCAAGAGUUCGUUUAUGAUUCAAAACUUUUUUUUUCCCCCUUGUAUCAUUAUCUGAUUAUAGGAUUUUGACUAAAAAGAGAUUAUUGGUUUCGGUGUUGUUUGUCAUAAGAAGUAAAAAUCCUAUUGUGAUAAUUUUAUUCCUUUAUGUUCAAAAUAAAGUCCCUUUCAUUUUUUCGUGUAGA
Molecule: messenger RNA, 2865 nt
Organism: Camellia sinensis
Lineage: Eukaryota; Viridiplantae; Streptophyta; Magnoliopsida; Ericales; Theaceae
Product: DNAse I-like superfamily protein
Molecular function (GO): 3'-5'-RNA exonuclease activity
Source: RefSeq, a predicted model, not a curated record